UUAUGCAUGCUAAUCAAUAGGGCAGAGCAAAAGUAAAAAUAAAGCUAAGCAAAUAUUUUUGGAGACCAGAUCUGAUACGUCGAGAUAUAACGAAAUAUCGAAAUACAGAAAUGGCAGCGCCGAUGCAACACGAGGAUCUGGCGAAGCUGAAGGUCUUCAUCGAAUUUGUGGUCGCGAAUCCCACGGUCCUCAACCUACCGCAUCUGCAGUUCGUCAAAUUAUUUGUGGAGAAGUUCGGGGGCACGGUGCCGCCUGGCGAAUUCAACGAAGACAGCGCCGGAGGCAAGUGCCCCUUCGGUGGCGAUGCUGGGGCAAAGGCCAAAGAGCCGGCUUCUGGGGCUGCUGAUUCCGCCGACGCCAAUGCGCCCGUGGAUAGCGAGGACGAGGAGUCCCUCUCCGAUACCGAAUCGGAUGUGGAGCUGGACAUGGAGGGUGUAAUCGAGGCGGACAGCGAUCCUGCCCAACCCAUGGGCGACUCCAGCAAGGAGCCUACCGAAGAGGAGGUGGAUCAGGCGAGCGAUCUGCGCGCCCAGGCGGCCUCCGCCUACGGUCAGCAGAAGUUCGACGAGGCCAUCGCCUUCUACACCAAGGCCAUUGAAUUGAACCCGGGUAAUGCCCUGUUCCACGCCAAGCGUGGUCAGGCAUUCCUCAAGCUGAAGAAGCCGAAUGCCUGCAUCCGGGAUUGCGACAAGGCGCUGGAACUCAACUGCGAUUCGGCAGCUGCCUACAAGUUCAGAGGACGCGCUCGUCGACUCCUUGGCGACUUUGAGCUGGCUGCCAAGGACUUGCGGCAGGCAUGCAAGCUGGACUUUGAUGAGGAGACAGACGAGUGGCUGAAAGAGGUCACUCCAAAUGCCAAGAAAAUCGAGCAGCAUCGCGUGAAGCAGGAGCGUCGCCAGGCCGAGCGUAAGAUUAAGGAACGCCAGCGGGCACAGAGGCGCGCCCGCAAGGAGCAGGAAAAGCAGAAUGCCAGCUCUGGUGGAUCAUGUGGAGGAUUCCCCGGUGGGUCGUCUGGUUUCCCCGGCGGUGUACCUGGAGGGUUUCCUGGCGGAGCACCUGGUGGGUUCCCCGGCGGAUUUCCGGGUGGACUUCCUGGUAACGUAGAUAUGACUGAUUUAUUGGGAGCCAUGAAGGAUCCCGAGGUGGCAGCCGCCAUGCAGGACAUUUUGGCAAACCCGGCCAACAUCACGAAGUACGUGUCGAACCCCAAAAUAUUCAACCUUAUUAAGAAGUUCGUGCCCGGUGGAGAUGUGGGUGCUGCUUUUGGCCAAGCGGGUGAAAAAGCUGGAGAGCCGAGCGAGCCAAAAACUAAAAAGGGCUUUGCUGAUUUCGUCGAUGACGGUUUGGACUAAACUUAUGAGAUUGGGAAGUGGUAGAACUGAAAGACGCGGCGAUUAAAAAAAAGAAGUUAACAAACCAAACACACGAAAUAGAGCGAGAUGAAAAAACAGCAAAGAAAGAGAAAGAAAUAGGGAGCGAAGAAGAUAAAUACUACACAAAAAAUGAAAGGGAAAGCGGAUGCUUUACGCGUUUUCCAGCUCAGAAAUAAAAACAUUUCCUAAGCUCUAUCUUAACCCACACGUAAAAAAAGGCCAGAAAUGCAGAAUAUUCAAAUAUAUAUAAAAUAUAUAUGUAUACAAAAUACUACCAGCAGUCAGAAGAUAAGUAACUUUUAUUUGAACACGCAGCUGAGACCAUAAGAAAAUAGAGCAGAAACAGGUGGAGAUGCUACUUCACACAUUACCCAAAAGCAUAUUCGCCGCCAUUAAUAUAAGCAAUUAAAACAGAACAACUGAGCUAGAAUAUGUUUAAAAACUUUCCCAUUUGCUCGGAUAAAUCUAUUCAUACGCCACCCCCAGUUCACAGGGAAAUCAUAAAAAUGUCCUGUGAACAACAAAACACGAAUGUUUCCUUAUUAACGAGUAAAUGUCAAGUCAUAUUCAAGGGUGUCGAUCGAUCUAGUUGAACUAAAGAUCGAUGAGAAACCAAAACAAUAUAAAAAGAAAAAUAUUCAAUAACAUGCCUAAAUUACCGAUGAUCGGAGACAUCAGAACAACAGGCCGAAGCAACGGAUACAACUAAUCACUUCAAUUUGUCAAACAUAUUGUACUAAGCAAAUGCAUUUAUCCCCCAAAAUGGAAAAAAAUCGCCCACUUAUAUUCAACACUCAUUCACACAUAUAUAUUCAUGUCUCACAUUCAUUCAACCAGUGAUCAAUGGAAUUAAAUAAACGAGAAUCCGAAGUGCUAA
Messenger RNA from Drosophila santomea, 2250 nucleotides. RefSeq names its product hsc70-interacting protein 1-like. The coding region runs from base 111 to 1352 and encodes 413 amino acids. Gene Ontology annotation, molecular function: Hsp70 protein binding; protein dimerization activity. The transcript is spliced from 4 exons. Lineage: Eukaryota; Metazoa; Arthropoda; Insecta; Diptera; Drosophilidae. The record is from RefSeq and is a predicted model, not a curated record.